Molecule: messenger RNA, 952 nt
Organism: Quercus robur (English oak)
Lineage: Eukaryota; Viridiplantae; Streptophyta; Magnoliopsida; Fagales; Fagaceae
Product: thylakoid lumenal 15.0 kDa protein 2, chloroplastic
Exons: 6
Coding region: 121-753 (210 amino acids)
Source: RefSeq, a predicted model, not a curated record
AAAAUAAAAUAAAAUAACAUUUUCAAACUUUAGUCUUUUCGUCUUAUCCAAACUAAGGAAAAUAUACCGUUUGGAAGUUUGCUGGGUGGGUAACAGUGUUCGACAAGACAAGAGGAAGUGAUGGCAUUUCUUCGUCUUCCUAUCACAGCGCCACCAUCGUCUCCAGUGUCUCUGCCAUCCUUUGAGACUCCAAUUCUAAACUCAACCAAAUUCACCAACUGGGUUCGAUCCAAGUCUUUCAAUUUCGUGCUCUCUGGGGCUCUCACGCUCGGACUCUCUCUCUCUGGAGUUGGAGUUGCUGAGGCAAAAGUUGGAGUCAACAAGCCAGAAUUGCUUCCCAAAGAGUUUAGUCCUGUCAUUGAUGUUGGGGGGUUCCUCUCUGAUGGCCAGGAGAAAAGACUUGCACAAGAAAUUGCUGAUAUUGAAAAUGAUACUGGGUUCAAGUUGAGAGUUCUAGCGCAGAAUUAUCCUGAAACACCAGGGCUGGCGAUUAAAGAUUUUUGGCAAGUGGAUGAUAGAACUAUUGUCUUUGUUGCUGACCCCACGUUUGGCAAUAUAUUAAACUUCAAUGUUGGGGCUUCUGUUGAUCUAGACAUUCCACGUAGUUUCUGGAGCCGAUUGGCAGGGAAAUAUGGAAAUAUUUUUUAUUGGAAAGAGAAGGGGGAAGAUGCAUCAAUUGAAGCAGCUGUAAUGGCAAUAUCUAAUUGCUUGAGAGAACCUGUAGGCCCAAAUAAUUGCUCUGAGGUAAAAUAGUACAACAAUGGCUACAGUAACAAUGUUCUCUCAGCUGUAGUCUGCAAAAAAUUUGCAACACACGAUGUAAAAGGUGAUAAAGAAAUUUGAAUUCAUGUUCUUCUAUGUCAUGUUGAAUCAGUCAACACACACUGUAUUUACAUAGUCAUUUAAUAACAAGAGGGCCACAGAGUGAGCAGCAUCCUGUUCUGUAAUCUAA